Molecule: messenger RNA, 9842 nt
Organism: Drosophila ananassae
Lineage: Eukaryota; Metazoa; Arthropoda; Insecta; Diptera; Drosophilidae
Gene: Cngl
Product: pneumococcal serine-rich repeat protein
Exons: 21
Coding region: 1963-7860 (1965 amino acids)
Biological process (GO): transmembrane transport; monoatomic ion transport
Cellular component (GO): membrane
Molecular function (GO): protein-containing complex binding; monoatomic ion channel activity
Source: RefSeq, a predicted model, not a curated record
UUCAGUGCCAAACUGUCAAUCGUGUAGUGCGGUCAUGUGGUGCGGAGCCAUCGUGUGCUCCUCUCCCAUCAUCAUCGCCCUCUGAGUGGUCUGCUCUCGAACUGAACUGAACCCAAGCAGGAUUCUAGCCAGGGGGAUUCUCCAGCAAGGAUUCUCUCGUCCCGUCCCCCCAGCAGUAGACAGACAGACAGUCAGUCAGUCCCGCCACACACACACACACUUACACUAACACUAACACUAACACACACUCAACACCCCGCUACCCGCUCGCUCGCUCGUUGUUGUUGUUUCGAUUUCCACACAUUGCAACAUUUUUUAGCAAACAAAAAACACGGAAAGUGCCCAAGUGCCAAAAAGCAUUGAAUAAACAGAAAACCAGGAGCAGCAAAAACAACAAGAACAACAACAACCAUACAAAAUAGUAACAACAACAAGAGGAGAAGGAAGAAGCCACAACGAUGAUGAAAGGUGGCUGCAAACGCAACAACAUCAACAGCAACAACACCAGCAACAACAGUGGCAAGCAGACCAACAACAGCAACAGCAACUACAGAUACAAAUAAACAUGCAGAUACAGAUACGACAGCACCAGCUACAGAUACUUGUAACUAAAGUGACAUGAGGCCUUAACAACAAUAACACACACACAGAUACACAAAAAAGCAACAACAACAACAACAACAACAACUGGAACAAGAACAACAAACAUCCACAAACGUAGAGCACUAAAAACAAAAUUACAAACAAUUAAAAGCAAACGAACGACAAAGGAUUCUCCAGGGGAAGUCCCACGACUUCCAUGGUCUACGCCCCCGUUUCAGUUGCCACGCCCCCAGAGCCCCCUCCCUCGGAAAUUCAGCUACAUGCCACGAUGGCAGUUCCAGCUCCGUUUAUGGCCUCCGUUUUCAACUAAAACUGAGCAACCGUCCCAGACACGGGCAACCCAUUCUCCGCCGGACACUUGUUCGGGAGCACGGGCACGGGUUGUUUUACGGUGGCAUUUAGGCCCGGGUUUUCUGGCCACCAGCACCAGUAACAACAACAAUCCGUCAAACGACGAGGCCGAGGCCUUUGUCUUUGUUUCGCAUCAAAACCAGAAGCAACACCAACAGCAACACCAGCAGCAGCAGCAGCAGCAGCAACAGCAGCAGCAACAUCAACUGAAAACGCCACCGAAGGCGGCAAUAAAAAGUUUGCUUUGUGCUCGGGUGUCGACAUUCUUGUCCUGCCCUUUUCUCCGCCCACGCCCUUGUGCCACGCCCCCUGCAAAAACAACAAGAAGAACAAAAAACGUCGCCCGGGGGCACUCAAUUAAGCCCAAUUCAAGGCAACUUGAAAGCAACUACAGCAACAAUAGAGGCCCGAGCGACAAAAGCAGCAACGACAACCAGGCCGAAAUAAAAUUUAAAUAUUUAAGGUCCUGCAACAACUAAAAACUAACAACUGACAGCUGAAAGGAAACAAUUACGAAUAUUGCAGGGCUACAGAGGUAUCUAUAAACGAUAUUGCGGAGAGGCUGGCAUUUCAAGAGCAACCCAUAAAGAUAUUGCUUGGCGUCGCAAAACAAACACGAAUAUUUUUAGCUGAACCGUAGCCGCAACAUCAAAAAAGCGCAGAUAUUGCAAGUGCAGCAGAAGCAGAAGUAGGAGCAGGAGCAGGAGCAGCCACGCCCCCAGGGCGACAAUCGCAGUCAUUACAAUAUAAAAAUCAACAGAGCAGCAAUAUUGCAGGUAGGCGUCGGAGAGCAGCGACAGCAACACCUACACUCUAGUGGCAAAAUAGCAUCAGCAACCGACAAAAAAAAGGAGCAAGGACCACGCCCUCGGCUAAGAGGCGAACACUUAACAUAGGCGUGGGCGGCAGGUGGACAGGUUGAAAAGUGGGCGUGGAAGUGGCUGCAUCAGUAUCAGCAUCAGCAGUGGCAGACGCAGCAGCAGCAACUAAAGUGGAGUGGAUGCCACAAUGAAACUGAGCGUGAGCGCGUACCGGGCGCAUGCAUCCGCACACAAGAAGAUCCUGUCCAGCGGCUAUCACUCCCAGCUCAACUACGGCAGCACAGGGGCGGCGGCGGCCUCCUCCUCGUCCUCGGGGACCACGGCAACGGGCCUAUAUACGAUGGAAACGCACGAGCAUGAGCAUGGAGCCGGCAAAUUUGUCAAGGAUGUGGCCCGCCAGGUGCACGACUGCAACAGCGACACGGACGUCAUCAGUCCCACGGGCACGAGCAGCUCCGGAGGCGGAGGUGGUGGGGGAGGUCCAUCGGGCGGUGCCCCGGGUGGCGGUGCGGACGGAGGGGGCGGUGGCGCCGGCGAGGGCUACCACAAGCGGCACCACAAGAGCAGCGCCAUGGUCCACGACGACGACAACAAUAGCGCGGCCCACUCCUCGGACAGCAAAAGUCCCAGCCAGCGGAAAUCGCGUAUCGGAGAUGGAGCUUCAGAUCCAGAUUCCGAUUGGACACGAUCGAACCAGCGCUGGAUGAAGCUCCGCACCACCGUGCAGAUCUCAUCGGCGAUUCAGAAGAAACCACCGCUCAAGCGCGAGGACUCCUUCCUGAAGCGUUUCUCGACUAGACAGAUACCCGAAACACAGGAAACUGUUGAAGACACGGGUUCAGAAAGUGCCUCUGGUGACGUCGACAAAAGUGUUAAACGUAGGCGACGCUAUUUACAAAAACGACGAUCCGUUGUUAAUCCAGAUGAAAAUUUUUACUUCUAUUGGCUAAUGAUGUUAACUGUAUGUGUUCUAUAUAAUCUAUGGACCCUAAUUGUGAGGCAGAGCUUUCCAGAACUGCAGCAAGCUGUACCCACAUUCUGGCUCAUCUGCGAUUCAAUGACAGAUGUUGUAUUUAUCUUAGAUAUAAUAGUUCAAUUACGCACAGGCUACUUGGAGCAGGGCCUAAUGGUAUAUGACGACAAAAAACUGGCCUGCCACUACGUCCAUUCCCGGGACUUUAUUUUCGAUAUGAUUGCGUUAAUACCAUUGGAUUUGCUCCAAUUAAAAAUGGGCACACAUCCGCUUUUACGUUUUACGCGCUUUUUUAAAGUUUAUCGAUCUGUGAGAUUUUAUUACAUCGUAGAGAGUAGGACAGUUUGGCCAAAUUUAUGGCGUGUUGUUAACCUAAUUCAUAUCCUGUUAAUACUGGCACACUGGUUCGGUUGUUUCUAUUUUUUACUAUCCGAGGCGGAGGGCUUCCAGGGCGACUGGGUGUAUCCGUAUCGACCUGGGGACUAUGCCACGCUGACCCGGAAGUACCUGGGCAGCCUGUACUGGUCGACCUUGACCCUGACUACGAUUGGGGACCUGCCCACGCCCGAAACGAAUGCAGAACCGAACUUCUCGGUGGACGGCCCACGAUCGAUUCCCAGGCGUGGCAUUAAGUCUCGAUUGCUUCAGUUUGGCUCAAGCUAUGGAUAUAUUUUUACGAUCGUUAGCUACUUGAUUGGCGUUUUUAUCUUCGCCACGAUUGUGGGCCAAGUGGGAAAUGUGAUAACCAACCGGAACGCCAACCGGCUGGAGUUUGAGCGCCUGCUCGAUGGGGCCAAGACCUACAUGCGACACCACAAGGUUCCUGGCGGUAUGAAGCGUCGCGUGCUUCGCUGGUACGACUACAGUUGGUCCCGCGGCAGGAUACAGGGGGGCGGCGACAUCAAUACAGCCCUCGGCCUGCUGCCGGACAAGCUCAAAACCGAACUGGCCCUGCACGUCAACCUGAGUGUCCUGAAGAAGGUGACCAUCUUCCAGGAGUGCCAGCCGGAGUUCCUGCACGACCUCGUCCUUAAAAUGAAGGCCUACAUCUUCACGCCGGGCGAUUCGAUUUGCCGGAAGGGCGAGGUGGCCCGGGAAAUGUUCAUCAUUGCGGACGGCAUCCUGGAGGUCCUGAGCGAGACGGGCAAGGUGCUCACCACCAUGAAGGCUGGCGAUUUUUUUGGCGAAAUAGGUAUCCUUAAUCUGGAUGGGCUGAACAAGCGCACUGCCGAUGUUCGCUCGGUGGGCUACUCGGAGCUGUUCUCGCUCUCCCGCGAGGAUGUCCUGGCCGCCAUGAAGGACUACCCGGACGCCCAGGAGAUCCUGCAGACGCUGGGCCGCAAGCGGCUGAUGGAGGUGCGGUGUGUGAACAAGAAGUACGCCAAGGCGCAGAGCGAGAAGGAGGCGGCCGCCUACGCCGCGGCCCACCCGCACCACCACCAGAGCCACCACCAAGGCCACCACCAGGGCCAGGUGGUGCACCAGAGCGACAGCAGCGAGAACAGUGCCUCCAAGAAGAUAGUGGAUAAGCUGAAGCACGAUGUCAAGGGCUUUCGCAAUGUCCUCAAGAAGUCCAGGACUUCUCGGAAGAGCGACGAGUCCUUGGAGAUGCAGCCACUGCACAAUACCUCGCCGCGGGGCAGCAAGAUUAUGCUGAAGCGCAUGUCCCGGGUGCGAUCCGACGAAAAGGAUGCGGAGAGCGCCGAGGCCAAGGACGAGUUCCACGACAAGACGCCCAGUCCGAUCGGAGCUGGGCUGCCGUUGCUCCAGCGCCUGCGACUCCUAAAGGAAAAGCAGGAUCGCGAAGAGCGAGCUGUUAAGUCCACACCACCACAGAAAUCUCCACCUCACUCACAUGUAACGUGUACGUUAUCGCCGCAGGAAUCGAUACAGGAGGAGCCGGAACGCGAGUUCAGCGAAGGCUUUCCCCUGAUCCAGCGAUUGCAGCAGUUGAAAAUAAAGAACGAGCCGCAGUCCGCCGAUCCCGGCGUCGCUAUGGUCAACACGCCGCCCAAUAUCAGCAGCAAAGUAGACUCCAGCUUUGGGGGAGGCACGAGCGCAUCGGGCCUGAACGGAGGCACUGGAGUGGGAGCUAGCACCUCCGCAACCGGACAGUCGCUGACCGUGGCCCAGAUCAAGCCCAUCAUGAAGGUGUCCUUCAAGCAGAAGAUCCAGCAGCUACAGGGAGGAGCGGUCAGCUCCCCGGGACCCAGCACAGGAGCCAUCGCCAAGAAGGAGCCGCCCAAGUCGUUGGCUUUGGUAGUCAAGGCCUCCUCGGAGGCGACGCCCCAAGCAGGAGUAGCAACAGUUGCUGGCGGAGGACCUGGAGCAACAGGAGGAGGAGGAGGAUCUAAUGCAGGUGCUGGCCUUAACCCCAUAGCCACCAUAUCGAAGAGAGUGGGCAAGCCCGUCCACAAGAUGGCCACACCCAUGCAGUCGGACACGGACACAGACGGGACGCCCAUCAAGCCAUGGUCCAAGCUGAAACUGGCCACCCUGAUGUCCUCCAGCUACACGAGCUUAACCAACUGUUCGCCGGAUGACCUGCCCACGCCCCUGAAGAACUACUCGCUGAGCAACAUCCCCCAGCAGAUGAUGGAGGCCCAUCCAUCCCGGCCCCAAAGGCACCACAGUGCUCGAAGCAGCUCCAGGUCACCCAGGCACCACCACCAUGCUCACGGUCACCAUCAUGGGCACAGCUCCUCCAGCACCACGGGCUCUUCAGUGAGCCAGCGCGGAGGAGGCUCCAGGGAUCAGGGAGCCAACUCGCGGAGGGACUGCCUGAGACUCCAGAAACCGGAGCAGCAACUGCCCGACGGAGACCUGUCCGCGGGCGGCCGGAGGAAGCUCUACCAGAGCGUGUUCGAUCUGUCGCCAGAAUACUGCGGCUUGCCCUUCGUCAAGCGCCUGAAGAUCCUGAACGAGCGCCAGAAACUGGCAGAGCUAGAACGGGCGCUUCAGACGCGGAGCUUCAGUCUGGACUGCUCCAAGUCCGGAACGGACAGCAAGGUUCCCAUCACGGAGUCCCUGUACCGCUGCUACAGCGACACCUCCGGCAUAUACUCGCAGUUCCUCAGUACCUACGAGUCGACGACCAGCUCCACCUCCACAUCGAUAUCCACCAAUACGGAGGACGGCAGCUCCCGGCAGCUGCCCCUUUACGUGCCACUGCCCCUCAGUCCGGAGUCCAAUGAGACGGUGGAGCGCCGGAAGCUGAAGAGCAUCCUCAAGAAGCUACAGCAAGAGGAGGCGGUAUCGGGAUUGCCCGCGUCCAGUACCGGAUCCAAGGUCACCCAGGCCAGCGGGCUGCCGGCGGAGCCAACCUUGGAAGGCCCGCCCGCCAGUGCCAAGGAUGCGGACACCUUCGGCGGUGCUGGGUUCGGUAACGGUAACGGUAACGGUAAUGGUAACGGUGGCGCUAACGGUAACGUUUCGGCAACGGGUAUUAAUAGUUCGGUAUCGAUUCCGAUUCCGGUUCAAGUGGCGGUGCCGGGUUCUGUUGCAACUCCCAUUCCGGCUCCGAUCUCGAUAACGGGUAACGGUGAUACGGCGAAUGUCUGGUCGCCUACGUUGACGUUGGUAACGCCCACGAACUCGCCGCAGGAGCACUUUGCGUUCCCCCCCGGCCAUAGCCUGGUCACGCCCUCUCAAUACAAUCCCGGCGGGGACUCGUUGCCGGGCGUUGGCACCGCCUCAACGUCCGCCUCCGCAUCCGCCUCAGCUUCAGCCUCCGCUUCCGCUUCCGCCUCGUACGUGGUUGAGUGUUCCGCGAAAUCGAACGAGUUCCAUGCCCAGUCCACCACAGAUUUGAAUUUGAAUUUGCAGCUCAGGUCGCAGAACACAACGACGACCAGUGGCGGUGGCCAGUUUGCAGGUGCUCAUCCCGAAGGCUUCCCGGUGGCUCAGGACUACUUCAACCAGAUCCUGAGCGGCAUCAACCACGUGAUCAAGACGCACAUGAACGAGAUGCACUCGAAGUUCGAGACGCAGUUCUCCAGCAUGGCCGGGGAGGUGCGCCGGCGUGACGCCAUCAUCGCCCAGCUGCAGCUCAAGCUGCGUUCCAUCGAGCAGCAGUCCUCUUCUGUGGGUGCCCUGGCUUCCGCCUCGUCCCUGGUCCUGCCGCUGGGCCGGCGCCAGAAGAAGAUGUCCCAGCUGUCCGUGGACGACGACGAGCCGGCCGAGGAAGAGGACAACAACAGCAGUUCCGGCUCCUCAGCGGAGCUGCUCUUCAUGCGUGGAGAUUCAUUGGACACGGUCUUCACCUCCUCGCCCCCCAUCCAGGGGGGCCGACGCAGCAUUUCGCCGGGUCCGGGGCCCAGUCGCCAUCAUGCAGCCUCCGCCAAUGCUUUGAACUGCCCGAGCAGCUACUAUGGACCCGGACCCGGCUCCCUCAGCUCCCGGCAUGCCCAGAGCCACCCCAGCUUCUACACAGGCUAUGGAAACGGGCGGAGAAGCCGUGACUGGAGCGCCGGGGGCGAGGGCUUUGGGGCGGAGAGGAGCGGAGGAGGAAGCGGCAGUGGCAGCGGGAUGAUGGUGUCGGAUGUGACUGGAAAUCUGACGAGGCUGUCGGACAGCGUGAUCCUGGACAUUGGCGAGAGCUCUAGCUCCAGUUCGGAGUCCAGCAAGCUGAACAUAGCCGAGGAGGAGGACGACGAAGACGAGGAGGAAGAGGACGCCGAUCGCGAUGUGGAUGCGGCGGCCAGGGCGGAGGCACCGAGCACCACCUCAGGACGCCACAACGACUGGGAGGUGCAGAUGCUGGCCGCGGAGAUGGAGCGUCAGGAGCGGAAGCGCGGUCACUCCCUCUCCGACAAUCUCGGCGAGCUGCGGCACUGCAGCACCUUCUUGCGACGGCGGCGGAAGCUCAGCGACACGGAGACAGAGUUCAGCGAAACGGACAUGGAGGAGCAGAUGGCCAGGUCGGGCAGCAUACCCAUGGACUCGAGCAGCAUAGCAUCCGGCCCCCCACCUGGUAGCUCCACCUCGGCGGGCCACCAGAGCGGCAGCCAGAGACCCCGGGCCUCCAGCCUGGACCAGUUCAACCUGCGCUACGGCAUCGGGAGGGGCAUCUUUAAAGCAAUGAGCAUCGACCGUGAUAAAGACAAGCUUUGAGAACUAUAAUAGCGACCAAAAACUGUGAAACCAAGCCCAGCCCCAGUUCCAGUCCCAGUUCCAGUCCAACUCAUAACCCAAUCUCCUGCAGACCCAGUCCCAGAUCCAGUCCCAUGAGCAAUGCAAUUCGGCAGUAUUACAAGGUUACCAUGGUACAAGCAAGUAAAUCGAGGUAUACAACACUAAGUGAAAUGUGAGGACGUAUAGAGCUAUAUUCUAUAUAUGUUUAGCCCGCGCAGAGCAACCCGAUCUAUAUAUACAUAUACACAUGGCAUGUAUGAAGCAAGUCCCAACCAGAUAUAUAUUCAUAUGUUAGAAGAAGUAUAAUUAAAGGCCACAACUACUACUAACAGAGAAAGAAAGAACACAGAUACAAAUAGCCAGAGAGGGCUAGCACCCCAGCGGGGACUCCAUUUUGAAUUCUUCGCCUACUUCCGUUUCCUUUCCCUCCUUCGCGGUACAAAUUUGCAUAAUUGUCGGAGUUGGAGUGUGUGUGUGAGAGAGUGAAAGUGCCGGAGUGCUUGUGCCAAAAAGCAGAAAAAAAGAUGAUUCCCACAUUAAACCGUCCUGAGAAACGUCCAUGCCACGGAUGCGCAUGUUUGUUCAUUUUUUAUAAAUCUGUGUAAAUGAAACUGCAAGUUAUCUAGAUCCCCACCUCGUCCUGUAUCGUUAUGCUCAGUCCUUUGUCCGUAUCCUGAUUUGGAUUUUUGGUUUUGGCCCCCAAGGGCGCGGCUCUCUCUGCAGAUGUAUAUACCUCUUAUUGUUAGAGACUAUAUAUAUACAUAUAUAUUUUAAGUACGUAUAUGCAGUAUACAUAUAUAUAUGUAUACAGAAAUAUAUGCAUAGUUAUAUAUACAUAUACAUAUAUAUCUAUAUGUGAACUAGUGUAAUGAAAACCGAAAGCUUUAAUAACUUAUAUAGAGAACUAUUAAGGAAAUAUUUUAAAUACUAACCGAUUCGGACAAAUGUUUCACGAGUUUUCCAUUUCAAACAAACACACAUGAGACACACACGUCUAUAUGCGCCCAUAUAUAGUCCAGUACGUAUAUGUGUGUGUAUGGAGAGCCUAAGAUAUGCGUAUAGAUUAGCGAUUUACUUGUUGAAGGCCCUUAGUUCGAGCUGUUAAGCCUAUCUAAGCAUUAGUCGAAACCUAGACUAGACCCCUGACCCCGAUCUUAGCCUCCUUUAUCCUCCUUUCGACUAAUUUCAAGCUUGCCCCUCUGUCCCAACUAAGAAGUAUAGCUAAUUAACUAAAUCUAACCCCAACUAACUAAACGAAAAUCUAUCUCUAGCACCUAAGUAGCUUAGUGCUGUUCAAGAUCAAUUUCAAAGUCAAAGUCAGAGUCAGAGUCAGAGUUAGCUUAAAGCGCCUAAAACAAAGUCUAAGUUUUGGUUUGUAACUCCCUAUUUUAAGUAUCUAACUAAACUGCAAAACACUCACUAAACACUAACCACUAACCACAUGCUAAUCAGCAGAAUUAUAGACCGUAGCCGACACAGCCCUCUAGAGUUUUUGGUAGUUUCGAAUAGAGAACACACUUACUGUCGCUCUGGCCUAGGCUUUACUGUACCCAUAGCUAGCACACCAAGCCCCCAAGGACACCAGCUAUCCCAGAUACUAUAUGUGCUACAUGUGCUCCUGUUUUCAGUGUCUAAUCUCACCCGAUCGAUCACCCAUUUCUGCUGCAAGCUUAGCCACAAAACCGACCCGAAUUAGACCAACCCAGACCCACAAACACAGAACCACACAAAAACCAAAAUUCAAUUACAAACAAUGGGAAAAAUUCACAGCCAGCUAAGCAGUCCAAACAAAACAUACUUACUAAGCACAAUGUAAUUCAAGUUAGCCGAGUGACGAAACAUAUUGAGAUACCAAGGAGCUCACUCUGUAAGAUUUUCAUUUGAAUUAUUGGGUUUUCGUUAAAGUUCAAUGCCGAGAAUGCAAAGGAAGACCUUUUGAAUUGAAUUACAUACGCCAGGGA